Manis javanica (Malayan pangolin) is the source of this 406-nucleotide messenger RNA. NCBI's taxonomy places the organism in Eukaryota, Metazoa, Chordata, Mammalia, Pholidota, Manidae. The record is from RefSeq and is a predicted model, not a curated record.
GUGAUCUUCAAGAUGGUGGAAAAAUGACAGAUGAAAACCAAAUUGUUGUAGAUAGAAAUGACCUCGUCCCCAAAGUGUUAACCGUGAAUGUAGGGGAUGAGUUUUGUGGUGUGGUUGCCCACGUUCAGACUCCAGAAGACUUCUUUUGUCAGCAGCUACAAAGUGGACAUAAGCUCGCUGAACUUCAGGCAUCCCUUAGCGAGUACUGCGGUCAAGUGUCUCCACGCUCCGAUUUUUAUCCAGCUGUUGGUGAUAUCUGUUGUGCUCAAUUCUUGGAGGAUGAUCAGUGGUACCGGGCCUCCAUUUUGGCUUAUGCUUCUGAAAAAUCUGUCCUGGUUGGAUAUGUAGACUAUGGAAACUUUGAAAUCCUUAGCUUGACAAGACUUUGUCCUAUAACCCCGAAGUU